AUGAAGAUCUCUGCCAUUACGUUGCCCGUACUCCUGAUAGCCGCUCUGGUGGCGCCUAAUGAGGCCACCUUUGGCAAACUGGGACUGGUGAUUGGCGGCGCUGGAGGUGGCGGCUAUGGUGCUGCCUAUCCCUAUGCCGCUUCCGGUGUCGGCUACGGCGGUGGCUAUGGCGGCGGCUACGGUGGCGGCUACGGCGGCGGCUACGGCGGUGGCUACGGCGGUGGCUAUAACUAUGGCGGCGAUAAUGUGGUUAAGGUCAUCAAGGUAUCGGUGCUGCCAGGUGGUGGCUAUGGGGGCGGCUAUGGAGGCGGCUAUGGAGGCGGCUAUGGCAGUGGUGGACUUGUUGGCGCUGUGCCAGCCAUUUCCACAUCGGCUGUGGUCACACCCGUUGUCACAUCUGUGGCCUCAACGCCAGUCAUUGCCGGCGGUGCUGGGUAUUUGGGCGGCAUUGGUGGUGGCAUUGGAGGUGGCAUUGGAGGUGGCAUUGGAGGUGGUUACGGUGGCUUUGGUGGCUACACUGGCGGUGCACCAUUACCUGUAUCGUAUGGCUUUGGCUCCGGCUAUGGUGCCGGCGGUGGCUUUGGACUUGGUUUUGGUGCGCCAGCCGCCUUGGGCGGCGGCGGUUGGUGCUAGGCAGCGAUGACUGUGACGGAUGAAAGCGAUUUGUUUCUAUAUUCGUAACAUCUAAUUUUUUUUUUGUAACUAUAAAUAUACGAAAUGAAAUAA
This is a messenger RNA of Drosophila grimshawi, 726 nucleotides long. Its product is annotated as glycine-rich cell wall structural protein. The coding region runs from base 1 to 633 and encodes 210 amino acids. The transcript has a single exon. Lineage: Eukaryota; Metazoa; Arthropoda; Insecta; Diptera; Drosophilidae. The record is from RefSeq and is a predicted model, not a curated record.